Messenger RNA from Drepanopeziza brunnea f. sp. 'multigermtubi' MB_m1, 3978 nucleotides. Lineage: Eukaryota; Fungi; Ascomycota; Leotiomycetes; Helotiales; Drepanopezizaceae. The record is from RefSeq and is a predicted model, not a curated record.
AUGGACAUAAAUCAUCCGCGGAGGAGCAGCUCUCGAGCAAACCGUCCCAUGAAUGAAAAUGAGCGCGGCACAAUGUACAGGAGGGAUUCGAAUCUUUCGACGACGAGCUUUAUGGACGAGGUGGAAAUGGCACAGGAUGAGAUGUUCGCAGGCCCCAUGGGGGAGAGUGUUCCUACCAGUGUCUCGUCCUUCGCCCAUCGCCGAGGCCGAGCAGACUCGACCGCGAGCUUCACAUACUAUCAGGCACGGGGCCAGAACGAGGACGAGGACGAGGACGGGCCUUUGGCGCCUUCUGACGAAAGCGCCAUUAUAGAUUACGAAUCCGAGCUACACUUCGACGAGGACGACUCGACAGACUUGGAGGCAGAUGAAUUCUCGAAUAUGAGAAGGUCUUCGUCUGGGGCACACUCCAGAUCUUCAUUACAUGACCGCCUGCUGAGGAGCGAUAGCGCAAGAACAGACGGAAGUGAUCUUGGAAAAGGUUAUCGGAUAAGCCAAAAGGUUUAUAUCGUAACUGAGGAUCUCACGAUUGUUGUGGCCGGGUUCCGAACAUCGACCGUUGGAUUCGCCAUAUAUGCAACCAUCUGUAUCCUCACGUUUGGAAUUGGAUACCUCCUACUGCGCUGGCUUCCUCGUUGGCAGGUGCGUCUCGUCGGUUCGCCAAGCCCUUUACGCGACUGUAUAUGGGUCGUUAUUGAAAAUCAAUGGGGAGAAUUCGUGGUCCAGGAUGUCGAGUCCAAGGAAUAUGGCCGGCCGCUUUCGACAAUCUUCAGCGAUCCUCUAAGCAAAUAUGUCAUAUCUUAUGACGAGGACGACGACCCUAUCAUCGAAAAUCUUCGGAUGCUUGACUACAGAUAUAUGCGGUUCUCGUUCAACCCCCUGAAAGACAGAUUUAUGCUUUGCAACAGCUGGAAAGAUCCAGCAUGGACCGAUGUCAAGGCCAUCCGGGCUGGCAUAGACGGUGACGAGAAGGAGAGCCGUGAACUCGUCUUCGGAAAGAACCUGAUCGAGAUCAAGCAAAAGACAAUUCCUCAACUCUUGAUGGAUGAGGCUUUUCACCCUUUCUAUGUCUUCCAGAUAGCCAGUCUACUCCUUUGGUCUGUCGACGAGUACUAUUACUAUGCUGCCUGCAUUUUUGCCAUAUCGCUUGUCAGCAUAACGACAACGCUGAUCGAAACACGCUCGACGAUGAAAAGACUCAGAGAGAUUUCCAAGUUUGAAUGUGACAUCCGUGUGCUGCGAAAUGGUUUCUGGCGAUAUGUGCCGUCGAGUGAGCUUGUGCCUGGGGAUAUCUACGAAGUCACGGAUCCUGCUUUAGCACAAUUCCCAUGUGACAGUAUUCUCCUUGCUGGCGACUGCAUAGUCAACGAAAGCAUGCUGACAGGCGAAUCUGUUCCCGUGUCGAAAGUCCCAGCAAGUGAUGAAAGCCUGGCGACUCUCAACCUAGCGGCUACGUCCAUUGCUCCGGAGCUUGCAAGGAACUUCCUCUUUUGUGGAACCAAGAUCAUUCGUGCGAGACGUCCGCAGGACGAUAAAGACGAUGAGGCCGUAGGACUUGCUAUGACUGUACGUACUGGCUUCAACACGACCAAGGGAGCACUUGUUCGAUCGAUGCUCUUCCCUAAGCCCUCUGGCUUCAGUUUCUACAGGGAUUCGUUUCGCUACAUUUCCGUAAUGGGUGGAAUCGCCACACUAGGUUUCGUGGCUUCGUUCAUCAAUUUUGUUCACCUGAAGCUGGCAUGGCACUUGAUCAUCGUUAGAGCACUUGACCUGAUCACAAUCGUCGUGCCUCCUGCGCUUCCAGCUACUCUUACAAUCGGGACCAACUUUGCUCUUUCUCGCUUAAGGAAGAAGCAGAUCUUCUGCAUCAGCCCUCAGAGGGUGAACGUUGGUGGCAAGCUUGACAUUGUCUGCUUUGACAAAACGGGAACCCUGACAGAGGAUGGCUUAGACGUACUUGGACUAAGGGUGGUGCAACAACCUGCAAAUAGGUUUAGUGAGAUUCUCUCAGACGCCCUGUCUUUGCUUCCAGGCGCCGCCUACGAGAGAGAUCCCACUGUUGAGUACGAUUCUCGUAAGGCUGCACUUUACACCAUGGCGACCUGUCAUUCCCUACGGGUCGUGGAUGGUGAGCUUGUUGGGGAUCCUCUUGAUCUGAAGAUGUUUGACUUCACUGGGUGGUCUUUCGAGGAGGGCGAGCAGAACAGCGGUGAUGCUGAAGACGAGGAACAGGGGGGCUUGGCGCCAUCUAUUGCAAGACCGCCUCCUGGAAUGGAAUACGACAUCGACGAUAACGAAAAUACGCAAGACACGGCGAGAGCGCCUAUAGAACUUGGUGUACUAAAAACUUUUGAUUUUGUGUCUCAACUCCGACGAGCAAGUGUUAUUGUCCGUAAGUUUGGAACGCCUGGCUGCGAUAUUUACGUCAAAGGUGCUCCAGAAUGUAUGAAGGAUAUCUGUAAGCCCGAGAACUUUCCGAGUGAUUAUGAGGAUCUUCUUGCAUACUACACCCAUCGAGGCUUCCGUGUUAUAGCUGUCGCCACUAGGCACAUCAAGAAGCUCAAUUGGUUGAAGGUCCAAAAAAUGAAGCGGGAGGAAGCGGAGUCCGACCUAGACUUCAUUGGUUUCAUCAUAUUCGAGAACAAACUAAAAGACAGCACAGAGAGUGUCCUCAAUGAGCUUACAGAAGCCGGAAUCAGAAAAGUUAUGUGCACUGGAGACAAUAUAUUGACAGCUAUCAGCGUUGCGCGAGAGUGCAAUUUGAUUGACAAGACUGCGCAUUGUUUUGUGCCACAUUUCGCCGAAGGAGACUUUUCAGAUCCCAAAGCACGCCUCAAAUGGGAGAGUAUUGACAACAACAUUUUCACACUGGACGAAAGAAGUCUUAUUCCACUACCACCUCCUGCGGAUGGCGAUGCAUCGCUUCCUUACGACAUUUCCAAUCUUCGAAAUUACUCGCUAGCAGUAAGUGGCGAUGUAUUCCGCUGGGUAAUCGAUUUUGCUCCGCCUGAAGUCCUGCAAAGGAUGCUUGUAUGCGGGCAAGUCUUCGCUAGAAUGUCACCCGAUGAAAAACACGAGCUUGUUGAGAAGCUCCAGAGCAUAGAUUACUGCUGUGGAUUUUGCGGUGAUGGAGCAAACGAUUGUGGAGCUCUUACAGCAGCAGAUGUUGGAAUUUCACUUUCUGAGGCCGAAGCAUCAGUGGCUGCUCCAUUCACAAGUCGUGUUUUCGACAUUAGUUGCGUUCCUGAAGUUAUACGUGAGGGACGAGCUGCAUUGGUUACCAGCUUCAGUUGCUUUAAGUAUAUGAGUCUUUACUCGGCUAUUCAGUUUACUUCCGUCAGCUUUCUCUAUGCUUCUGCAUCGAAUCUUGGAGACUUUCAAUUUCUCUUUAUUGACCUACUACUCAUUCUCCCGAUCGCUAUCUUCAUGGGCUGGACCGGACCAUUCCCAGUCCUGUGCCAGAAGCGGCCAACAGCGAACCUUGUGUCUCGUAAAGUCUUGACCCCGCUAAUUGGUCAAAUCGCCAUCUGCAUCUUGAUUCAGGCGGUUGGAUUUUAUGCUGUCCGCAAGCAACCUUGGUAUAUCCCACCACAUCUCAAUCGACAAAAGUCGAACGUGGAAAACUCGGAGAAUACCACCCUCUUCCUGAUCUCCUGCUUUGAGUACACUCUCUCAGCAAUUGUGAUGAUGCCGUUCGUUGUGACCAUUGUCGUCGCGCUGCUCUUUUCGUCGUACCUAGUCUUUGACCCAUCAGAAGCUGUGGCGGAGUUCAUGCAGUUGACAAAAAUGGACUGGGACUUCAAGACUUUCAUCUUGAUCCUCGGGAUCGGAUACAUCUUGUUGGCAUGGACCACGGAGAACUAUGUGUUUCCCCGGCUUGCGAAGUACCUGGGAGCAUUGAAAACAUUCGUUUCGGGCAAGCCCAAGGCACGCAAGAAGUACAAGACCGUGCUGGAACAAAUGCGAGCACACCAAUAA